ACCAGUCUGUGGCCACUUGACACUUGAACUCCUGUAAGUUGACAGAUUGUGUUAAUGUGUUUUUAUCACACGAAUUUCGAAAUAAUCUUCGGUUUGUGGCCAUAAUUUAUGAUUGUAUAAAGUGUCGCAUUUUAUUAUACAGAAAUAUUCUUAUCAUGGCUUUCUCUAUGUUCUUACGCACACCAGCUUGCACAAGUCGACUUUUGUCGCAGCAUAUGAUGAGACUGGGAACACAACCUGCCCUAAAGCCAAUUGAAACCCAUCGUACCAUAGCAACCAUCAAUUCACUCAAGAACACUUUGUUGAAGACUGAAACUACGCCAAUCUUAAAUUCGGUGCGAUCAUUCCGCACAUCAGCUGUACGUUUAGCCAGUGAGAAAGGCUCGGAUCACUCCAAACUGUGGGUGGUUGAGAGGGUAACGUCCGCAAUACUUAUUCCGCUAAUUCCCUUGGCAUUGCUCUCACCGAACAAGGUGCUGGACUCGCUUCUGGCUAUUACGAUUACAGCCCAUAGUUUCUGGGGUUUGGAAGCAAUCGCAGUUGAUUACGUACGAGCGAGUAUUUUCGGUCCUGUCAUCCCUAAGAUCGCCAUCGGCCUUGUCUACCUUAUUUCGAUCGCGACCCUCGGAGGCCUUUUUUACGUCAUCACUCAUGACAUCGGAAUAGCCAACUCUAUCAAACAAUUCUGGGCUAUCAAGGCUGGACAGAAAGAGUAAAGUAUUAUUAGAAUAUUUUUUGUGGGCAACACAUCUUGUAAUUUGUUAUCUGUUGCAUAAUGACGUGUUAAAUGAUUAUCUAGAAUAGUAAGUUAAAAAGAUUAGUUGUAAAAUGUUGUAAAUGUAUUAAUUUCAAUUUAAAAAACUUAUUUUGCAUAUAACUUUUUCGUCCAUUCUUAUUUUUUUUAAUUUUUGACAUAGCUGCUUAGUGUUGCUACUUAUUAAUUUUAUUCCUUGGCAAAGGGAGAAAAAUUUUGUUUCUAAAUUACCUGAUAGUGUUAAUAGGUACUUAAUGAAAAGCGUGAUUGUUAAACAAUUUUCUUUUAACAAAACUAUGGUUCUCCAUUAUCAUGAAAUGAUUUGAACGAAUUAUCGAUAUUUUAUUAGUUAAGUGCGUUUUUUCUAGUAUCAAAUCUUUUCGAAAUCAAAUGACUGCCUAAAUGAAAAAACCUUUUUAUAAUGUAUAAAUAAUUUUAUUGUGUUUACGAUUCUAAUUCAAGACCUUUUAACAGAUAUGUGAAAUAAUUUAUUCUAAAAAUAAAUUUGAUAUAACUGGAAA
Molecule: messenger RNA, 1275 nt
Organism: Melitaea cinxia (Glanville fritillary)
Lineage: Eukaryota; Metazoa; Arthropoda; Insecta; Lepidoptera; Nymphalidae
Gene: SdhD
Product: succinate dehydrogenase [ubiquinone] cytochrome b small subunit, mitochondrial-like
Exons: 4
Coding region: 156-716 (186 amino acids)
Biological process (GO): mitochondrial electron transport, succinate to ubiquinone; tricarboxylic acid cycle
Cellular component (GO): mitochondrial envelope; membrane
Molecular function (GO): ubiquinone binding; heme binding
Source: RefSeq, a predicted model, not a curated record